Molecule: messenger RNA, 807 nt
Organism: Daldinia caldariorum
Lineage: Eukaryota; Fungi; Ascomycota; Sordariomycetes; Xylariales; Hypoxylaceae
Exons: 2
Coding region: 1-807 (268 amino acids)
Source: RefSeq, a predicted model, not a curated record
AUGGCAUCUGCAGGAGACGCGCGCCUUCCUGACUCAGCGCCCAACCAGAACCAUGGAGAACCGGGCAGCCGCCUACGGGCUCUAGCACCCGCCCCAAUACCCGUCCCAGUCCUAGAGGAAUUCUCUGCGAUCGAGGAGAUGGUUAGCCGACACACUCAAUAUCUUGUUGACUAUUGCCAAGGCCUCAUGCGGACUUACCAUGAGACAGGCGACGCAACAUGGCUAGAGAAGCAUCGUCUGAUUCGUCAGCAUUGCCUUACUCGAUUCGAUGCCUUUGGUCUACACUAUACGCAAUGUAGAAAGGCCUUCGAAACAACGUUGGAGCCUCCACAUGUAAACGUUCCGAACAACGCCCUCCAAAUCACCCAAAAUGGUGAAGCGAGUAAAACGCCACAAGUACCCGUUGCUCGUGCUCAGACUGUGGAAGUCAUCCCUCGGCCCUAUACCCCCCACCAAAUCAAGGGAGAAUCAGUACCUCCGUCGCUAUCAGUGUUAGAAAAGAGAAUCUCGAUGUCCUGGCAUAGACAACAUAAGCUUCGCUUCACACUCUCGUAUGCCGGCACCUCCAAUUAUUUGGCACCUCGAUGGCAUUUUGCAUAUAAAUACCAUGGCGAGUGGCAAGUAGACGGUUGGAGACUGCCAGCUGAAGGAGUGAGAACCAAGACAUAUGUAGUUCUUGAUACGAGCCGAAAUGCCGGCAUUGUCCAUGAAGCACAUAACUAUUUGGCAGCUCACAAGGCCGCUCUGAUUUAUCAACUGGCGGAAUCCAAAAGCCAGUCGCUGGAAGACUAUGAGCCGGAUAUCUAG